UUCCCGGAGUGGCAGUCAUCUCAAGAACAAAUUUCCUUGUUUACUGUGUUGUAUCUGUAAUGUACACAGACUAAGGCUUUGCGUUAAAUGUAGCAGGGUGGGCUUGGAUAAAUGUGCUGGUUAUGCCUCUGAGAUGGUUUACCAGAGGUGGUCUGUGCUGGACUCCAUUGAUGGUCUGAUGUGAAGGGAUCACCUGGCUGCCAGCCCUGCUUUACAAAAUGGGGAAUGAAAAUGGCACUCCAGAGUUGCCGGAGGGCGCCCCGGACAAUGUUGUGCUGUUCCCUCCAGAAGAAACACAGUCUGACACAAUAGUGUAUGAGGCUGCAGUACACACUGACAAGGUGAGCUCAGUGAACGAGAAAUCUACCGGUGAAGAGAACGGAUUGGUCCAUACAGAUUCAGCCACAGCGGAACUACAGGUGUCUGCUAACAAAGAAGAUAAGGAGGGAAGAAAAGAAGAGGAGGACAAAGAGGAGUUAGAAUUUCCUCAUUUUCUGCUGCCCAGCAUAGACCUCAGCACUGAGCUCAAUCUGACCUGGGGAACCUCACUUGGCAGUGAGAUGAAGAAUGAGGCUGUGGCACAGGGUGGCACUGACAACCCUCUGCUGGCAGGCUUACAGUACUACAUGGAGGCCAGUCCACCAGUAGUGGGCCUCACAAGGAGCUAUGAUGGUGACCCCGUUUCUAAUGGAAGCUCAAGUGAACCCCAGGCCCAGUUUUCUAGCACCCAGCAAAAUGUUCCAUCCCUCAUGCCUUUGACUGAAUUGAUGAAUUAUGAGCUGCAGGAAGAUUUGAAGGAAUGUGAGGACAAAAUUGCUGUACUUGGUAUGUCCUCCCAUGCAGACACAUGGAGUGAAGAUGAUCUGGAAAAAUGUAUCUCAGUUACCCUUCCUGAAACUGAUGAGGAAAGUGAACAAAACAAGAAGUUUGAAACCGGUUCACCGUUACAUAAACUUGAAGAUUCUCAUGGAGGUUGCCAUGGAAAUGAUGAAUCGCUCACAAAUGACUCAUCAGCAAGUGAAGAGGAGGUGUUCAGCUUCAGAGAUUAUAUACUGGGAAAAAAGCAAAGCAAUACAAUUGCAGUCAGAGCUGAGGAUAUUAAUAAUGAUGUUAAAGAAAGCCACAGUGAGGAAGCUAGCCAACUUUCAGAGGAGAAACAGCAAAAAAUGUCAGAGUUAGAGGCAAAAAUAGACAAAGUUGAUAAUAUACCAGACCAACCAACGGUACAUAGUACAGGUAUAGAAACAACAACUGAGACUGAUGCAGCAACAGACACAUUUACCCAUGGCCAGUCAAUACCAGAUAAAUGUGCUGUGAUAUACACCCUAGAGAGCACACAAGAAUUCAAAGACACAGACAGAAUUUAUGUUUCCGCAGAUACAUCCUUGAAAGAAACUAGAGUAAUUCAAGAGGCAAAUCCUGUGAACGAAGAACAAAUUAGUUCUGCAAAAGAUACACAGAUUAUUCAGAACACAAAUGUAUUCAAGAAAAUAGAGACAUAUGGUCAGUUAAUUAGUGAUUCACUACCAUCAACACAUACUGAUAAACAUGCUGAUGAAACGUUCUUGCACUUAGAACCAAAAAUAAGACCAUACAUACAGACACAAGUGGAGUCAGGGACACAGAGGCAGAUUAGUGGACAGAUAGAAACAAACACAAAAGUUGGAUCAUGCCCUGAACAUCAAAGACAGGAUUUAGGACUCCCAGAACAGCUGAUUCAUCAGUGUAAACACCCCAUCUGCUCCCCAAUUCCAGAACCUGAGAAUAACCAAGCUAAUCUUUCCCUGUCUGGGGGUCCACCCGCCCUAAUACAGCACUCUCCACAGGGGUUUGAGCAACACAAUGACCAGUAUAGGACAGAUGGAUCCUACAAAUCAAUAUCAGAGAUUGAAAUCAUACACCACAACCACUAUUCGAUAGUGGAAGACAAACAUGAAAAAAAUGUGUCCAGUGCAUCUGCUGUUGUGAUUGAUUUUGGCCAAGCUAAAACUGCUCAUGGACAUGAGCCCGUAUGUCCACUGGAGCAAGGGAAUAGACUUCCUUCAGGCAGUGAAGCUGACACACACACACCAGUGUGGGAGAAUUCACAUCAGAAGGUGGAGGAAGAGAGUGCCCUUGAACAAGAUUCAGCAGAGUCCACUUCAACCACCUUUUCACAAACAACACCCACAAAGCCAGAAACGAUAGAAUGCGAUGGAGAGAAGAGGAGAGGAAAUGCAUACCAAAGUGCUGUAUUAACAGCACAAGCAGCAGAGAGAGAGUCGUCAGUGAUAGUUAUGGACCUGCAAGAAACAGAUGAAUUUCCCUGCAUUGGAGGGGCAGAGAGUGAAAUUAAUGCAGCACAGAGACAAAAAAGCACCUUGAUAAUUUUCCCAGAGAUAAUAAACUCACCUGUUCAGAGAGUGGAUGAGAAAGAGGAAACGACUGCAGAGAGCCAUAGCAACAAAAUGCCACAUAACACGACGGAGAGUAAAGGGAAGGGAGGGGGUCUCCCUGUCAUGCUCUCACUUGCCGGAAACAACGAUACAUGCUCAGUCAGCACGGAGGACAACACUCUGAUCACCACUUCAUAUCUGGGUGUCCUGGGAACUUGUGAUUGGAAAGUGGACAGUUUCCGAUCAUUAGAGGGACGAAAAGGACACCGUGAGGAGGAUUGGAAAGAAAAAGGUGGAGGAGGAGCACAGAAGGCAGCCGAUGCUGGCAGGGUGUCACUGACAGAGACUGAGACGUGUCCAUCCCACUGCAUCACAGCAUCACCAGCGGCAAGACAAGACGACAAUGACCUCAUCCUUCCUGUCAUAGCAGACACAGCUGACACAGCCCUGUUUCCUCUGGCCGUCAACAGAAUAAGCGACUGCAAAUCCAUCAGUCCACCCCCUCCUCAUUCCCACUUAAACUCUAUGGAAACAGCAGCAGCACAUAGAGACAAUCAGAUCCAAAACGCAUCAGGAGAGGACUUGCCAGGCAGUGAUAGAUCACCUCCACCAGUCGCCUCUUCGGAAAGUGAAAAUCUUGCAACGCAAUCCAGAAAUCAACAAGUAGUAAGCUAUUCGAAAUUUGGAAUCACAAACAGUGACACAUCCAUCAAAAUAGAGCCACAACGGCAAAAACAACAAACAAAUCCUACAAGUGAAGACCUAUGUCAGUCAUUUGAGCCAGAGCUGAACAUGAGGGAUAUCGCUGAAAGUUGUAUCAAAGUUAAAAGGCUUACAUCAACAAAAGACAUGGGAAGCUCAACGUUAAAAUGCAUGAUGACUGAUUGUGCCUCUCUUCCCCCACUGAUGGUGUUUGAGAGUCUACAUCACCCAGUAAAAGAGACCAGCUUCAACUUUGAGGGAUUUUUAAGCAUCUGCAAAACAGCACCUCCUGCUCAGACAGACCCAACCACAGGACAGAGAGCCAGUGACCUGCAAGGAAUGGAGGGGUGGAAAUCCGACACCAAAAAUGAAUCUUUCGCCUUUGAGGAAGAAGGAAACAAGGUAAAAAUGGGGAAGGAAGAAGAGAAAAAGGAACCAGCAGAAAAGGAAUUUAAAGAGCAGAAGGACAGCAGAGAACAUAUAAAUACUCAAGGGCAAGAUGAGAAUACUGUGAAAAAUGUGUAUGUAAAUAUGGCUGGUUUGGAAGAAAGUGGAAAAGUGACAGAUGAAACUGCUGACAUGAACACAAGCAAUCCAGUUACAUUUAAAUCGCAGUCAGCUGCAGGUGAGAGCGCCAGCAUUACUACAAAAAUUGUGGGUAAUGAAGAAAUUACCAAGUUGAGACAAGAAAAUAAAGAAUCUUUGAAUGUUUCUCAGAUCCGUAUAAUUGAAACAAAUGAGUAUGCAUCCACUGGGGAGAAUAGUAUUAUACUUCAAAAUGUUUCUCUACAAGAGGAUGAAAGUUCCUCUGUGGUUUAUGAGGGGUAUGAUAUCACUAUGUAUAAAGGGGAUGAACAGAGAUAUACAGAAGUGUCACUUACAACAAUAGAAAAACUGGAUGCAGAGACUGAUAAGUCAAUGGAAUGUGUGUUGGCUGAAAUAGGUGAUAUAGAAAACAUGUGUUCAGGUAAUUCAGAAAAUCAAGAGAAUGAGUCAAAGCCAGAAAAAUAUGGAUGUGAUGAUGAGUCACAGUUAAAAACCAUCUCCAUCUCUCUAGAAGAGGCUUCAAACACAAACAGCAUGUGCACAAUUAGCACUAUGUGUUUAUCUCAACCAGACCAAAAAUCAAACAAUGAGCAGCCUAAUUCAACCUCAGAUAUGCAAGUUCUGUCAAAAGCAGAUAAGUCCUCAAGUGAGCCACCCUGUCCGACUGUUUCACAACUCAGUGAUGGAGUGAUGAAAAGUGAUGCAGUUGAUGCUGGGGGCAUAACGGUCACCUGUCUUCUUGCUACAGAGACUUCAGUUCCAGCACUAAGCGAUACUUCCUUCACCAGUGCACAAAGCACAAACAGUAAUGCCAAGGAUGUGUCUGUCAUUGUACUAAAGGAUCCAGGCCCAAUGCUGAGUCACUGUGAGUCCAUUAAUGACUGUGAUAUUGCUGUAGCAGCAACUGUGGAGCAAUGCAGUAUUAAGAGUUUUUGUGAUUCUGAAACAGAGAUUGUAAAGACUAUUGCAGAGGAAAAAAUGUAUCCGCAGAAAGAUGCAAAUGAUUCAACCCACUCUGUUGGUGUCUCUGCACAUGAAACUGCAUCUGAAUCCUUUCCAGAGGGUCUGUUUACAUCUGGCAGAUCAGAACAGGCAGGUGGUUCUCUCAUAGAAUCAGAGAAUCCAGAUGAAAAUGCAAAUGGAAAAGAAAGUGAGACAUCUAAGGAUGCUAGAGAAUUGGCCAUUGUUAUAAAAGGGAAGAGAGGGGGGCAUUUAAAUUCUGAAAAUGAAAAAGAUUUAAGCAGUGCACCUACAAAGGUUGUAGCAGAGGUCAACACCUCAGGACAAGUCCAAGAGCAAGAAGACCAGUCUCUAUUGCUCUCUGCUCAUCUCUAUGGUGAUAAAAAUCCCUCUGCUUUUAAAUCCAAAAAGACUGAGCCUAAACUGCAUGCGACACUACCAUCAAAUUAUCUUUCUGGGCAUGUAUGUUCAACACCAUUAAACAGAGUUUUACAGUCUGUUAAAAACAUACACAUUUCUUCAGUAAAGCCAGGCUCCUUUGAAACAACCUGUGCUGAGGAGUCACUUGAUUGUUACUCCACUUUGACACCACAACAAAGUCACAAUGACGUUAUCAACUGUGACUCGCUCUUGAUGCACUUGGAGGACAAUUUCAUCACACAGUGUAGGACCCUUCAGACUGAGGAGCCAGUUCAUAAUGUGCCUGUAGACAACGAGGAAAGGAAUCAAGACACGUAUGACAAUUUUGAGCAGAUAAAGAGAGGAGAGCAUGGUGCGGAGUUUGCGAAGGAGACUGAGGAACAAAAAGCUAAAUCCAGUGCUGAAAAUGAACCUGAUGAUUUAGAGGAUGAAUUGAAUAAGCAAACAAAUGGUAAGAUGAAAGAAAGGAAGGAACAAGUUGAAAAUACAUGCAAAGAACAGAAAGACUGCAGAAAAGGAGUAAAUAUCUCUCAAGAGCACGACGAGACUGCUGCGAAAAAAAACACUGAUAAAACGGAAGGACAGAAUCAGAAGUCAAUUAAUUUAGAUUUCUGCAAGCUAUCAGGAGAAAAAAAUGACAUUGGAGAGAAAAAAGAAUUCAAUGAAAAAAAUGUAGAGCCAACACCUGUGUCUGAUCCUAGUUUAACCUCCAAAGGAUUAAAUGAAGAGGCUCUGGGUUGUAAAGCGGCACCUAAUAAAAUGACCAUGGAUCGGAACCUGUCUGCGGCUGUGAAAACUUUAUCUGAGAAAGAUCACACACAAGAUCAAAGGGACUUGAGUAAAACUCAUCUGGUGUUUUCACAGCCCCAUGAGCUUCAGUGCCAACAGGAGUUUAUGAGUGCCCCAGAAGUAGUAUUAAGUGUGGAUGUAUCUAAGGAUAAAAGCAAUGGUUUAGCAAAUGCUGAGGCCAAAAAUUAUGCAUAUGCUGAGGCAAGUAAAAAGCAAGAGUCAAGGACUGUGUGCUGUAGUGCAAAACCUAAAAAUUCCUUAAACAACACAUCAGACAGUCCCACACUGCAGGGAGGUAAGAACAGAGGUGUUAUUGUCGACAAUAUAUGUCCACAGAAUGAAGAGCAGAGUGUUCAAACAAGAGAUCUAAAUUCUACGAAGAGCCCAUUUCCUGUUUGCGGUGAAAGUACUUCAAGAGAAAACUCAAACCAAAUAGAGCAGGUGGAAAAACAGGAGAAUGUGAUGUCAGUCAAUGCAUUGGCUGCUACUGAAAAUUCAGCGGUCAACCUGGUUAUAGAAGCUUCAGAAACAAAAGAGCCUGCAAUCUCAGAAUCACAGGAAUGUGAGAGUAAACGUUCUGUAUGUACCAAAUCACAGGUUAGUGCGUAUAAGCAUGGGAAUUUGUGGAACGAAAUCCCUGGCACUGAGAAAUCCUCAGAACUUCCUGUAAAUCACUCAAGUGGGCUCUCUGUGUGUCUUAUCAUCUCACACCAUGAAUCUGGACGAAACUCAGAGGAGCAAUGUUUUGACUUUAUUACCAAUGGAGACAUCAGAAACACUGAGAUCAGACCAGAUUCAUUGAAUGAUGUUGCACAGAUGUCUAUUCCAAGAACUUCUCAGUUUGAGCAUGAAACAGAGUCUGCUUCUCAGCUCUCUGAUGGGCAGCCCUCCACCACCACCACAAACUCUUCUUUUCCCCCUGUGCUCCAGGAAAAUAUUCAAGUUGAACUAGAGAGAAGUGUGCAGCAGGCUUAUGAUGUAGAAAGUUUAGGUUUGUGUAGCCCAGUGGAGCACAUCACAUCUCUUAAUUCUGCUCCCCAGUCUGAGACAGCAGCCUUGUGGUUGGAGCAGCCUAAUACGCAUUUGUCAGAGCAAUUCCCAGAUGGUAUCCAAACCAUGGAUGAGCAGGAUACACAGUGUUCUGAACAGCUUCUCUUGCAGUUACAAUAUAUAAGCACUUGUUUUAGCACCAAAAACACAACUGGUCCUAUGAAACAAGACGUUGUAUCAAAUGAGAGAAAAAUGGUGGAGGGAAAUAAAGAAGAGAUGAACAAACAAGAGAAUAAGUCCAUUGAAAAUAGUCACAUAGAAAUUACUGAAGGUGUUGAUUCUAAGCCUUUGGAGUUUGUUGUUCAAGAGAGCAGAUCCAAAGAUAAAGAAAAUCAGAGCAAAUUGGCAGUUCUCUUGGAGGAGCACUCUUCAUCUCUCCCUGAUGGACCAUCAGUCAGUAACAUAGACCAACCAGCAGAAGAAGUUACUGAUGGGACACAGACAGAACUAAAACAGGCUGCUGCCAUCAAUCAACAGUUUAGUCAGCAGACCACUAGGUCUUUUAUCCAACCUCUAAUUGGAGCCACUAAAGAAAUAGUAAAAAUGAGCAGUGAGCAAAAUAGUGACACAGCAGAUAGUUCUAUUGAACAUUUAAGAUCUGUUCUAAUAGAAAAUGUAAUACAGAAAGAUGACAAUGAAGCCAAAGAGAAAGCUAGCAAGGUUUCAGAAAGUGAAGAUGAGUUGCUGGGUUCAGGCUCUGGAACAGCACUGGGAUUCCAAGUUAAGGACAGAUCAGACAUCCAAGGCCCAAGUGUAAUCUCUGUACCUGAGAAGUCAGAUGUCAACUCUAGUUCUGAUUGGCUUGGAGCUCUUAAAGCGACAGCCUCCAUGUCUCAGGUCAUUCCAGAGCAAAGAAAUGAUAUACCCUGUGGAUCUGCAGAAAACAGACCUUUUGGGACACUCAUUUCUCCUAAAGCUGAACUAGAAUUCCAAACCCCCACUGAUGAGAUUUUUCCCCCUGUGACUGAGGAGAGUAUUCCACCUGCGACUGAGCAGCCAGAAGAGCCACCAGGCUGCAGGUCCCCCCAGACAGAAGCUGCUGAGAGGAGUGUGUCUGUACCCUCUUCCCCAUCACCCCGACCACAGCAAGCUAUUGCUCCUGCCCUCCCUGCCCACCUGCUCCAGGAUACAGUUGAGUUCCCCACCCCGCCACCUACUCCUCCAGAGGGGGCUCCUUCUGAACCUCAAACCCUUCCUUCAGUUCCUUCUCCUUCUGAUUUUCCUGAGACUCCACCUGCUGCUCCUCUACCUCAUCCAAUUCAAGAGCACCAGUAUUGUGAACCUUCAGCCAGGAGCUCAGACUCAGACGGAGCGUUUGAAACCCCUGAGUCUACCACCCCUGUGAAGUCUGCUUCCCCAUCAGUGUCCACAUUAGAGCCUCCUAGCACCAGCUUAGAGCCGUCUUUAGGACAAACAGUAUUUACAGUCUCUUCCACUGUUGACCCCACUGCCAGUGAAGCUAAAGACCCAUUACAUGUUCAGCCUCCUAGUCGAUCUCAAUCUACUGUCUUUGAUGAGGACCAACCAAUUGCUGCCAGCGGCGCCUACAAAUUUGACUACUUAACUGCUACCGACCCCUUAACAGAAUCAAAUUUUGUGUCUGGGCCACCUAGCCGAGAGGGUCAUGCUCCUCUUACCCACUCACUAAGCCUACAGUCUGGUGACUUAGAGAGCACAGGAGACAAAUCCUCAGGAGGGACGCCUGACAAACCCUUUCACCCACGAACAGAGUCCUUCACCAUAGGAACCGAAAGUGCUCCAGGAACCCUCUGCAAAGCAAAGAAGCCCCGUCCAGAUUCUUUAAAGAAGGAGCCUCUUUCAAGGCAGAACUCAAAUUCUGAGCGUUCCUCACCCAAACCUGCUUCUUCAAGCAGCACAUCGGAAGAAAAAAAGAGGGGGAAACCCCAUGCUGAAAGUCCCUUUAGAACUCAAGAGGGGGUUGGUACCUCACCCAGCCCUAGUCCUAGCCCUGCUGGUACCUUAAAGAGGAACAGGUUAAAAUCUCGAGUGGAGAGUCCUCCAUAUUUGGCUGAGGAGAUCACACCUACUCUUGCCUCAAUAUCAGCUCAGCUCCAAGCAGAGGUUCCUGAUUCAGUACCUGAGACCCCAGUUGUCCCUGACGAGGAAUCUCCUAUCCCUCCCAGUGCCUCCUACAAAUGGAAUCCGGACAACUUUGAGAACAUUGAUCCAUUCCGUACAGGAGGCAGCAAAGUUGCUAACUCGCCAUUCUUGGACAAGAAAGCUGACUUUACAUCACUUUCAGACCCCCUUCAAAGCACUCAUGUUGCUGUAGAGGAGCCUUGUGCCCUUUCCCCUACAGAACAACCCCUCAGCCUCGAGGAACAGCCAAUUGUAAAGCGACAACCAGUCAGACUGGAGUUUGACUAUUCAGAGGACAGUGGAGAGGCGCCACGCAACACCCCUCCACCCAAAAAACUGGGCAAGAAGCCAGGAGCCAAGAUGCCCAUUAGAAAGCCAAAACUGGGGAUUAAGAAGGCCCCUCCACCUCAAACAGAGCAGCUAGACAAUGCACCUGUCAGAAAGCUUUCAAAUGACAAUGAUGAUAUCCCUAUCCCCAAGGCAUCAUAUAACUUUGACCCAAGCAAGUGGGAUGAUCCAAAUUUCAAUCCAUUUUCUUCUAAUAGCGGCAUCCCCAACUCUCCUCGCCUGUCUGGAGGAACCUAUAGCUUUGACCCAAAAUCUUUUGAUGACCCUGUUGAUCCCUUCAAACCAUCUAAAAAGAUGGGGAAUUCGCCUCCAAACGCUGCCUCUUUUGACCUGUCCACCAAUGAUAAUGACAAUGAUAACAUUGUUGAUUUGGAGGACCACAACCAGAACAAAACUGCCAAAAUUAAGAAGAAGCCUCUUAAAUCUAACACUUUUAGAGUGAAGAAGUCGCCAAAGAGGUCUCCGAUUACUGAGCAGUCUGCACAAUGUUGUCCUGUUUGUUCUCCACUCUUGCCCUCCACCUCACACACACAUCAUCACCUGCAGGAACACACACCCAAUGCCAAUCCUGACCCUUCACAGGAUCACGCCACAGACGAGGAGAAACUGGCCUCCUCCACCAAUCAGAAAUGGGCAACUCGACAUGACGUGGAGGUGGAGCUGAUCUCUGAUGUUCAAGACUUUCCCCAGCCAUCUGACUUCACAGCUUUUGUCAACGAGAACAGUUUACCCUCACAAAAUGAUGUUACAGAAUAUGAGAUUGAGUACAUGGAAAAGAUUGGCUCCUCUGCACCUCCUCUUUCAAUGAAGAAGCCCUCACUUUACCUAAAGCUGGACUCUGUGAACGACAGUCCAAAGACGACCUCUAACAUGUACGAUUCAGAGCCUAACUCCCCUUGCACUGGGAGCUUUGAGGAGAUGGAGGCUCAGAUCUCACAGGGAAAAUCAUCUGUUCUGCCAUCACGUGGCACUUGUGAGCCCUUGGCCUCAGAAAAAAGCAGAAAGAGGGAGAGUCGAGUGCAGAGCAAUGAGAGAGAUGGAGUGUCCCUCAUCCAGGGCCCCAUGGAUCCCUCUGAUCUGCCCCUCUUAGACAGGCUGUCUGAUUCAACUGCCCUUCUCAGCUACCUGGAGCCUGAUCUGGCAGAGACCAACCCCACUGCCUUCGCUCAAAAACUGCAGGAGGAGCUGGUGCUCGCAGCCCUGAGGAUAGAGGCUCUACAGGUAGCCAAAAACAUCUCUCAGAGCCCCUCUUUGUCCACUGUGUCCCCUCAGCAGCAGAAAGAAAUGGCCUCACCAGGAGACAGUGGAGUUUUGAAGAGCUCUCUCUAUUCUCAAACAGGAUACAGUGUAGGGGAAAGCCCUCAUCUGCCUCGUGACAUGGACCACUCGCUGGGCAUCGCCCGAGAAGAGAUUGUUGUCAAAGAGAAAGAAGCCCUGGAAUGGAAGAGACAGUACGAGGACAGCAGACGGGAAGUGGAGGAAAUGAGAAGGAUAGUUAUGGAAUUUGAAAAAACCAUUGCUGAAAUGAUUGAGGGUGAACAGAGGCAGAAGACUCUGUCAGAUCACACUAUCCAGCAGUUAAUUCUGGAGAAGGAUCAGGCUUUGGCUGACCUCAACUCUGUGGAGAAAUCUCUUGCUGAUUUGUUCCGUCGCUACGAGAAGAUGAAAGAUGUCUUGGAAGGCUUCCGCAAGAAUGAGGAAGUGUUGAAGAAAUGCGCUCAGGAGUACUUGUCUCGUGUCCGUAAGGAGGAGCAGCGCUACCAGGCACUGAAGAUCCACGCUGAGGAGAAACUGGAUAAGGCAAAUGCUGAUAUUGCUCAGGUGAGAGCCAAAGCCAAGCAGGAGCAGGCAGCGUAUCAAGCCAGCCUAAGGAAAGAACAGAUGAAGGUGGACUCACUGGAGUGCACGCUGGAACAGAAGAACAAAGAGAUUGAGGAACUGACCAAAAUAUGUGAUGAAUUGAUUGCCAAGAUGGGGAAGAGCUAGCCAUCCAGAGACAGGGUUCUAUCCAUACCACAAUGGGACAAACACAGAUAGCAUGGAACAAGGAAUUGGAGUAAAGAUUGAGGAGAAAGAUUGUGGGAUUUGGUGUCUUUCUGGUGGACAGUGAACAAACCAAAUGAGCUUUGUGUCUUCAGAAAAUAGGACUAUUCAGGAAUUGGAGAACACAAUAGAUUCCCUCUGUAAUGACUUUACUCUUUAUUUUGAUUUAUUAAUGUACUCCAGUUACCUAUGUUGAGGGACUUUUGAAAGCAGUCCCCAUCAUUAGAGAGUUUUUUGACAGUCUGAAUAGCUUACGUAGCGAGAGAGAGACAGUAUUUGUUUUACUGAGUGUGUGGUUAUGAGUGCCGUCGCCAUGGCAACCACUGAUGGAGCCGGCUGUUAAACUAAUUCCUCUGGUACACACUACUUAACUUGAAAACAGAAAUAGAGAGAAUAUAUAUAUAUAUAAAACAGAUCAAGUAAUCAUUCAGUUGUCACAAAGUGGAUUGUUUUAGGCCUUGAUGGUUUUGUAAAUAAUGAAAAUGACUUGAAUAUAGUAAAGGAACAAAGCUUUUAGCAGAUUUUGAUACUGUUAGAUUGAUCUGCUUCCUUGUGUAUCUUUGUAGAUACUUGUUUGUUUUUAUUGUCUCCUGGCAAGAGUGAUGUGCAUUUUUUAUUUUUGGAUUUUAUUUUGAUAUAUAAAUGAACCCACUUGUCACUGUCAGUGGUUCAGACUUGAGUUAAUUUAAUCUGAAUGGAUUUGUGUCAUUCCUGCUAUGGCUGAUGUUUCACACAGCUGCAAGAUCUGCCAUUUACACAGUACAUGCUUACAGAGUGCAAUAAAAGAU
Molecule: messenger RNA, 12121 nt
Organism: Xyrauchen texanus (razorback sucker)
Lineage: Eukaryota; Metazoa; Chordata; Actinopteri; Cypriniformes; Catostomidae
Exons: 24
Coding region: 219-11276 (3685 amino acids)
Biological process (GO): mitotic spindle organization; cell population proliferation; cerebral cortex development
Cellular component (GO): cytoplasm
Source: RefSeq, a predicted model, not a curated record